ACCGCGGUGUAUCGCAUCAACAGCACCGAGCACGCACGUCUGAGGGAGCCGUGGGGGGAUAGGCAAGAGAAGGCAACACAUCGGCAAAUUGAAUGGCGAUGAUAUUUAUGUCUCGCGCGAUCUCGACAAUAUUAUGGCAUUUGUCACAUCCUUUUCAGUUGUUUGUCACCUGCACCUCCUCCGUGUUGCUCCUGUUAUUUUUUUUAUCAGUAACAAACACCAGCCUUGGGAUAAGAAAGCAGUACAUAAGGUGUCUCCUGAAACUGUUUGAGUAUGGCCGAAUAAAAAUUGAGCGAGCCAAUCGGCAACGCCUUAAACGAGAAGAAAGUGCAGAGGACCUCGCAGAUUUGGAUUCUGAACCGACAAACAGCACUACUUCAGUGAUCACGAGGGACGAUGUUAUCGUUGGAGCUGAGCAGCCAAUUAUCAACAUCCCACUCAAGGAAUACCACCUCGGUGACAUCACAUACUUCAUCAAGAAAGGUGUUGAGGCCAUCAUUGAUGAUGUGGUGACCAAGCGGUUUGCUACUGAAGAGCUACCUUCCUGGAAUUUGCUGACAAGGACCAACAAAAACUAUACAUUUGUCAGUUUUCGGUUGACCGUCAUAUGGUGCAUUGGCUGUCUGCUGCGCUAUGUCAUUCUCUUCCCAAUGAGGGUGGCACUGACAUGCAUUGGCAUGAUUUGGCUUAUCUGCUGUACAGCCAUACUAGGAUAUUUUCCAGAGGGUCGGCUCAAGCGAUUCCUGUAUUGGCACAUCAGUCUGAUCACUUUCCGGAUUCUCUCAAGAGCUGUGUCAGCCAUAGUCACAUACCACAACAGAGAAAACCGUGCCAAGCCUGGUGGCAUCUGUGUUGCAAAUCACACUUCCCCCAUUGAUGUGGCUAUGCUGGCGAGCGACAAUUGUUAUGCAUUGGUGGGCCAGACCCAAGGUGGUUUCAUUGGCGUUAUUCAGACAGCACUCAACAAGGCAGCCUCACACAUCUGGUUUGAGCGAGCCGAGAUCAAGGACAGGCAGGCCGUUGCCAAGAGACUGAGAGAGCAUGUUGAAGAUCCUACAAAGCUUCCCAUUCUCAUAUUUCCUGAAGGCACAUGCAUCAACAACACAUCAGUGAUGCAGUUCAAGAAGGGCAGCUUUGAGGUUGGUGGCACCAUCUACCCAGCUGCUAUCAAGUAUGAUGCACGAUUUGGGGACGCCUUCUGGAACAGCAGCAAGCAGAACUACGUCCACUACCUGGCUAUGAUGAUGUCAUCAUGGGCCAUAGUAUGCGACGUGUGGUAUUUGCCACCCAUGAAGAAAAGAGUUGAUGAGUCAUCAGUGGAGUUCGCCAACAGAGUCAAAUCCAAGAUUGCCGAGCAGGGUGGCCUGCUUGACCUAAACUGGGAUGGCUUGCUCAAGCGCACCUAUGUUAAGCGGGAGUGGAAGGAGCAGCAACAGAAGGACUUCAGCCAACGCCUCAAGCUGACGUGAGCCUCGGCAAGGAAAGAGACUGUUUGGGCACACGUGUACAUAGCACGGGUUGGCUUAGUUUCUAUGCUGGGCCCUUUCUGCUACAUGCCAACCAGUGAAAGCGGUCCAGCAGAGGUGAUAGUUUAUUCAUGUGGAAUCAACACUAUGUACAAUCAUUGUGAUCAGUUCUGUACUCAGGCCAUGUAUAUAUGAUGCUGUUCAGCGUUUGGCAUAGCUUGCUAAGCAGGCGACAACUGCUUGCAGGUUGGUUCAAACUGUGAUAACAUGUUGGCCUUUAGAGGAAAGAGAAGGAAGAUGAGGCAGCACUUACCGAGUUGUUGCUGAUGGAAUGAGAUGUCAUAUCUCUAAUACCUCAAUAAAGUUAAGUUUCGACUGCACAAAACAAAUAUGCUGUGCUCAUGGCUAAAAGGAUGUGAUGUAUGAUAAUUACUACAAGAUGUGGUGAGGCUUGCAUGCAGGCUGUUGAAGUGCCAUUGUACAACAUGGAAAUUCACAUUCAUUGUUAGAGAACGGAAGGCAGUGACUUUCCAAAAAACUAGAGUGCACCCAAUGACUUGCGCACCAGUCUGCAAGGACACAGCAAGGCUGCUCAAGUGCAACUAGAAUAGUUUGUUCUUUGGAGUGUCCCCACUUCUAUGGUGGUCCUUGGAAGGCAAUGCUAGGAAGUGGACUUCUUGCGAAAGUAGUUCAGUAUCCUUUGCCAGUGGGACAUGGUUCGGAAUGACACUGUGCUCUUUACACUCGGGGUGGGACCAGAGUCGGUGGUGUGCGAAGCGUCUGUUGUCUGCUGCUCAGCUGGUUCCCGGCUGUGUUUGUUGCGCUUCUUGAGCUUUUUAUACUUGUUACGCACUAAGUGUGAUUUGGUGUGGGAAAUCAUGGCUCGUUUGAGUUGCACAACAAUCUCCACAACAGCCUUGGCCACUUCAGUAGGGGGUGCUUCUUUCUCAGACAGCACAGACCACUUCUCUUCAGUGAUGCCAUGUGGGGUCUAAAAAAGAUAUAUAGCAAAAAAAAAAAAGUAGAUUAGAAAUCACUCUUUGCAGACGGUAUUUCGUACGGCUCACCUCUAGAAUCUUCAGAGGCACACCAAACUGACCACCAGCUGCUCCUCCAGUUGAGACUACAGGCACAACAAAGUGGUCACUCCAGACGAAUUGUUCAACCUCAUGAGCUGCACAAGGACCACCUGCAAUGCAAGCAUUGUACCAUUGUUGUAUCCCCAGUUUCCCAUAUUUCAUACUUAUUAUAAUGGGCUGAUGAUGAUAGGUUAAUUAUUAAUUAAAUAGUAAAUUAAUUACUAAGUAAUUAUUUGUAUACUAGACAGGCAAGAACUCAUCACUUCUAAUGGUUUUUCAGCAAGGGAGGGUUAAAUGACAAAAAGUUGCUACAGUCAAGCUCAAUAUGUUGAUUUCAUGUAUGAAAGCUUGUAGAAUACUGAUGCUUCUAAAACUAAUCUCAAGAGUUCAGCAAAAUUGUUAGUUACAUUGUGCAAAACUACCAGCUAUAACAAAACAUAAAACAUAGUCUGUUCACCAUGCUGCCCCGAAAUUUGAAUUUCUACUACUGCAAUUAUAACUUGAUGGAGAUUUUAACAUCUAGGCUAGAUUUAACCUCGCUUGCUGUAUCAUCAUCAGAGGUGAUUGUCAGUAUUAUCAGUCACCUUUGCUGAGCCCAUUGCACACUGGACAAAAUAUUUUUUGUGUGAAAACAAAGAAAGGAAAAAGUUUGGACAUUGAAACUGUUGUGACUGUUUUGGGUAAUGCUCAAGUCAGUACGGGAGAGGGAUAAAUGCAGCAAUUCCACCCGUGUGCUUGAACAUAACUAAAUGAAGAUGUAACACUGUAGCUGCGCAGCAACUAGAAAAACAUAAGUGACCUAAUAAAUAGAGUAAGUUAACGCUUUUAGCAACUAUCUGAAAGCGAUGCAGAACCCCCUUAUGCUUAGAAUGCAUGUAGAGCUGUUUUUAAAUGCUGAGAAUUUCGCAUCUAGUAUGUCAUAUGUUCUUGUGUAGUCAACCUGUAGCCACAAUGAAGAAAACAGAAGGGCUCUGCAAAGUAACGGAGGUUUGAAGGUGUAGUGAAGAAACACGCUAUGUGUUAAGUUGCAUACUGACUGCAUGCACAGCUGGCAGUUCCCACAGUGUGUGCUCAGCCUCAAAGUCUCCAACAAAGCCAUUUUUGCAAAAAUACACAAAAGCAAUUUCUCAAUGCAUUCUUCAGUGCCACCUUUAUGUACCACUGAGAGAGGAGUGUAAAGAGGCCGUAUAAAACACUUUGCACUUUUUUGCAAUUUUUGUUAUACUAAGUUUCUCUGUGUCCCUCCCGAGUUCAGUAUAAUAAAGUUUGACUGCAGCUUGUUGAGGACCGGUGCCGAUAAAUAUGCCAUUAUCCUUUCUUUAUUAUUUUUUUCCUGCUGAAUUAAAUGCGAGUGCUGUGUUGUUGUAUAGUAGUGUAGGUAAUUGUGCAGUGUCUGCAAGCAUGAAACACUUUGUCUGUACUACUGUUCAACAGGCAGGUGACAUCCUGUGGUAGGUGCAUGCUAUUCUCUGUCACUCUGAUGCAUACUGUCUUACCUUCUACCACGAUGCAUGUGUCAAAAGCACGUGCCACUGCACUUUCACGUUCUUUGACUGAAUUCCCGAGGAACAGGUUUCUCCCGUAGUUGAUUGCCGCAAAAGAACCAUCACUGUUCUGCUGCACUUUGCCAGUGAACAUCUGCAAAAGACAAGCUGCAGUUAGUUUCCUGAGCAUAGGCUUCAACUGACCAAUCUUCAACCUUGUCAUCUCGCUUGGGCAGUAUGUGGAAGACUCGAGGGUCAGUGUGGCCAUUGUUGACUCGGCAUUCAUGAAAUGUCCUGGCUACAACAUCAGGUGCUCCAAAGAAUCCUCCUGUGACAACAGCCAGGUUGGGCCUCUUUGCAAGCUCCUUGCCAAUCUCCCUGGGAAUUACAAGCGGAAAUAAAAGUUAGCAUUGGCUGAAAGAUGGUGUGAAUUGGUUGUGCAGUAAGUUUCGUACUAAUGCCCUACCGUAAUGUAGAAUGCUGCUUGCUUUGUGGCGGGAAAAAACUACUGUUGCAGGGGUUCACUGAGCGUGCACUACUACUUGGAAUGAAAACAUUGUGCUGGAUCUUAUAAUUGCCAGUCAUGUAGGACUGCAUGUUCAUGCUGCUGCAAUUGAGUGUGGUCAGCAGAAUGGUUGGAAAAACUGUCUCAGUGCCUGGUAACGCAGUGGUGUUGGUGCUGACUAUUGCUGUGCAAAUAUUUUGAGAGUUCAGACCAAAGCUGAAGCAGCCUACGGUUUGCAAAUUUUGACCUGUAUUUCAUUGAAAGCAAAGUACAAUGACACCUAUGUACUGGCAUUUGCGGACAUGGAUGACAUGGCACAGGGCAGUCAAAUCUGGCCAAAAUGGCUGCUGGAUACCAGGCACAUCUGGUGGAUGCAAUAGACUUCAAUUUGGGAUAAACAAUUUAUACAUGGCAUGCUCAAUCCCAUCCUAGUGGAAAUGGGUCCUACUUAGCAUGGCAGGUGGAUUCAGUGCUCACUGCAUGUGUCUGUGUUGUAAAUUAUGUACGUUUUCUUGCUUACAACUACGUGCCAGUUAGUCACAGCCAUGAAAUUGUGCAUGGUUUCCUGAUACCCCUUUGCAUUUAAAAUCUCACAGUGCUUCUGCUAUUGCAUGUUCAUGUUAAAUAUAAAAUGGUAGCAUUUAAAAGGAAAUAUCUUUUGCAUCCGAGCAUGGUUAGCACCUCAGUGAAGUUACUCAGUGGCCUUGCCGUUUUCGGUUUCUCUUCACUAAUAACCUUAUAAUGUUUGUUUACACAAUGGAUAAGGUAAAAAUGAUGCAGCUGCCCAGCCUUUUCAAUUUUGUGCACAUAAGAAAAGUAGAAAUUUAGGCCUUCACCCUGUUACUGUUAGCAAUUCUUUGUCUUAGUACAGUAAACUCGACGUAAUGUACAUAGUCCCUUAUCCUAUUUUUGGUAGGGGUAGCACUUUCUUGCUACAGUAAACCCAAUGUAAUACCCUUAUUCUCUGUUCGAUGAUCAACUUAGUCACUCUUGCUGUCCUCAUUUCAUAUUUGCAUGUGCAAGUUCCCAAACAGUUCAAUGUUAAAAUUAAGGAAGUAUUACGGGGGUCGUGGAUGCAAACUGUAGCAGUGGACAAAGAAGUGCACAAGUUUAUGUGGCCCUUCUAAUAUCCCUGUUUUGAUGUACUAAGUAGCAUUCUUUUCUCCUUCUGUUUUUGUUUCUUGUAUAAGUGUGGAGAGCACUGAAUCACUUAUAUGCCUCUUUUUCUUGUCUCUGGAUCAGAUACAGUAACUGUGUGCAUAUGCAGAAAUCAUGUGCACUUUACCUGGGCCAUAUUCUGACUUUCAUGCAAUGGCUGCCUUAAAGCUGUGUGUCCUGACUGGCUGAUGCAGCAAAAGCGUGUGUGCCGCUUCCAAUGCCACAAAGUUUGUUGGUGCUGCUUCAAAAAAGGGUGUGCUUCGCAACAACUUAUUUGGAAGUACCUUACAGGAAUUGGGCAUGGGGGUUAUCUCAAGCGGGAGCGAUGCUGACUUCAAUGAGAAGCUGGAGAUGUUAACCUGGCUGAUGACUAUCAACGCUGCACUAGCAAGAAAGUGGAAAAUUUGCACAUCAAGCAAAAAGAAAACAAAGAAGCAACACCUUGUCCACUGUAGAUAUUCUUAGAAGAUUCCCUAGUUAUAUUCAGCAUGAAUGAGCAUCUAAUCUGAUGUGUGUUCCAUGGCUUUUAAAAUAAAGCAACCUGCUGUGACCCUUGAAGUCACACUUGUACAGCAGUGAUAAAUGUGAGGUUGGGUCACUGCAAUUGCUGCGAAGCUUUGGCCCAUGUAAUGCUUUCUUUUUGCUUGUAUUUUAAGAACCUUUUUCAAUAAGUUACGUAAUCACUAUGUUUAUUGUCCUUGCUAAAAUCAAAUGGGGACUUGUAAAACUUUCUUCACACUGCUUCUUCUUGUCAAGGCAAGCAGGUAUGUGUGCAUAUGUCGUAACUAAGCUAGCACAGCUCCUGCUGCAUCAGUCAAUGAGCACGUGCCAGAUGGACAGUAUUUAUGGUGACUGAAGUUGGAAUAUAAACCCUGUAUUCUCGGGUAUGAAUAAGAGCAAAAGAACCGCACCACGGUGUCCCGUAGGUAAUGUGUGUUUGCACAGCAUGUAUUAGAAGAGCUAGGGUGCCUCUGGAACAACAUAUAUUUGAAAUGGGAAUUCUUGUGUAUGGUGUUGCCUUGUUCAAACAGGCCACUGGAAACGUCACUGCCAUUGCCUGUGCUGAACUCAAACAAGGCAUUAUAGUUAUGUAUGUGGCUUUCUAUCUAAAUAUUUCUCUAAAACUUUGCUAAAUGAAUAACCUGGUCCAUGAUAUGCUGCACUAACAUUUCACUGGUGAGAAGUUUAUCUACUGAUUUUGCACAGGUACGUUUCUUGUACACGUUGGUGAGGAAAGGUGAAUGCACCUUUGAAGCAAUGAUUCUAGUGCACCAGACACUCUUGGGGGGUCUCACCGACCAAAAUUACCUUUCUAGGGCUGUAAAAGUUCAGCAUUGGUAGGCCUAAAUGAUACUAUGCACUCUUGUACUUGCUUCAUGGGGCAUUUGUUUUUUACUCAUUGCAUUUUUAUGGGGAUCUCUAAUAAAAUUAUGGUUUUGUGCUGUUUGUAGCUGCUCUUAAGUUUGGAAGGCACAUGUUUUCAUUUGGUGAUUGUGCAGCAUAAUCAAAAAUGCUACAACUGCUUGAAUGUUUGAGAGCUCACUGGACAAUUUUUAGUUUCCAUGAUAUCUCUGCCUUUAUUUGUUAGGUGUGUACAACUGAAAUAAAUGCUGUAACGCACCUGCA
Molecule: messenger RNA, 7318 nt
Organism: Dermacentor andersoni
Lineage: Eukaryota; Metazoa; Arthropoda; Arachnida; Ixodida; Ixodidae
Gene: Gpat4
Product: Glycerol-3-phosphate acyltransferase 4
Biological process (GO): triglyceride biosynthetic process
Cellular component (GO): endoplasmic reticulum
Molecular function (GO): glycerol-3-phosphate O-acyltransferase activity
Source: RefSeq, a predicted model, not a curated record